AUGUCUUCCUACCUCUCUGUUACUAGUGUCAUGAAGGAGAAAGUAGCUCGUCUCCUUCAUGGUAAGACUCAUGCUACUCCAGGCGCCCACUGCUCCAGCCGGACUAGCAGCAUCGAUGGGCAGCUGGACCAGUCAGCAGGGCUAGAUCAACGAGCAUUUGGUGUCGCUACAGUAACUCUGACUUUUGGAGUCCAGCUUGUACACAACUCCAACAACCAAACACCUACGUACCAGCAUUGUACUUCCUCUCAAACAAACAUGGUGCUUGUCCUACGCUACCCGAAGAAGCGCCCCUGCGAUGAGGACAGCGACCUUGAGGCGCGUAAAAAGUUGCGUCUUCCCAUCAACGAGGGACCAAUGUCAGAAAACUUCCUUCCAAAGCCUCUGAUGGGGACUGGAAAGAGAGCGCAGCGAGAACCGUCACACUAUGCGGGGCUUUGCCACGGGCUUUCUAUGUCUACUCCAAAUGGCUUUACUGGCUACUUCUAUACGGUGUAUCCAGAAGGCAGAAUUUACAACGAGAAGCUGGCUACGUAUGUGAACCGAGAGCACGGUAUGUUCACUAAAUGCUACCAGCUAGCCGACUUUCUCCAAGCCACUGAUUUCAAAGACGCGUGUAUCGAUUUUUUGAUCAACAAGAUGAUAGUUGGAGACGAGCAUUAUCAUGGUAUUGCAAAGCAUAUCUAUGCGUACUCCCUUGAAUCGUCGCCCCAUCGUCAAUUCGGCAUUGACUGCGCCCUCAAUUUUUGGGGAAAGACAGCCUUUGAGCGCUUUGGUGAACAAGAGUUUCCGCAAGAAUUCCAAAACGACUUGAUACUUGCAUUAGGUUUGCAUUUACGGAAUGGUCUUGAACACGCUUCUGCCAAGGAAUACUUCAAAAACAUUAACCACUGCAAAUAUCACGAACACGUCAAGAGCGGCAAGCCCUGCUACAAGACAAGGUUCAAACAUCUUCCUUGA
Molecule: messenger RNA, 960 nt
Organism: Bipolaris sorokiniana ND90Pr
Lineage: Eukaryota; Fungi; Ascomycota; Dothideomycetes; Pleosporales; Pleosporaceae
Exons: 4
Coding region: 1-960 (319 amino acids)
Source: RefSeq, a predicted model, not a curated record